GAAACAUGAUGCCAAAAAUAUAUGUAUAUAUUUUGCCACUUGUCUACUUAGAAGAUUGCGCUGUAAUCAGAGCUUAACUGAUUAAUAGUUCCAUUGUCGAUUCCGCCGGGUAUGAAAGAUCCUCUGGGGCGGUACAGUUGUUAUUAUCGAUAGAUAGUAACACAUUGUUCAUGUGAGGAUGGGUCAGCACGUAUCGAGGACUGAUUUCGAAUGGGUGUACACGGAAGAGCCGCAUGCAACGCGGCGAAAAAUGAUUCUAGAAAAAUAUCCACAAAUAAAGAAACUAUUUGGAUACGAUCCAAUGUUCAAAUGGGUAGUCACAGGAAUGGUUUUAACUCAACUGAUAUCUAUGUAUUUUGUAAAAGAUUUAAAUUAUCCAAUGCUCUUCCUACUAGCAUAUUGUUUUGGUGGGGUGAUUAAUCAUUCUCUUAUGUUAGCAAUACACGAAAUAGCACAUAAUCUUGCCUUUGGGCAUGCCAGACCUAUGGCUAAUAGAUUAUUUGGAUAUUUUGCUAAUUUGCCUUUAGGUAUACCAGUAUCUAUUAGUUUUAAAAAAUAUCACCUAAUACAUCAUCGUUACCAAGGAGAUGAAAUACUUGAUACUGAUUUACCAACAUUAUUAGAGGCCAAAUUAUUUUGCACAACAUUUGGAAAAUUUUGUUGGUUGUUUUUACAGCCGUUUUUCUAUGCAUUUAGACCACUUUUUGUUUACCCACAACCACCUAUAUUUAUGGAAUACAUUAAUUUAGUGAUACAACUCAUAUUUGAUGGAUUAGUAUGGUAUUUCUUAGGUGGAAAAGUCCUAGUUUAUUUACUUUGUGGAUCAGUAAUGGCAAUGGGUGUACAUCCUGUAGCUGGUCAUUUUGUAUCAGAACAUUAUAUGUACAAAAAAGGUUUUGAGACCUAUAGUUAUUAUGGUCCAUUAAAUUGGAUUACAUUUAAUGUUGGGUAUCAUAACGAACAUCAUGAUUUUCCUGCUGUUCCUGGUUCGAGAUUACCAGAGGUAAAAAGAAUAGCUCCUGAAUUUUACAAUAAUCUACCCCAGCACAAUUCUUGGACUUCUGUAUUGUAUGAUUUUGUUAUGGACCCAGAGAUAGGACCAUAUGCAAGAACAAAAAGAAAACAUAGAGGUCUUCCUUCAUAA
Dufourea novaeangliae is the source of this 1144-nucleotide messenger RNA. RefSeq names its product sphingolipid delta(4)-desaturase DES1 (gene ifc). Gene Ontology annotation, biological process: ceramide biosynthetic process. The transcript is spliced from 8 exons. Gene Ontology annotation, cellular component: membrane. The record is from RefSeq and is a predicted model, not a curated record. The coding region runs from base 179 to 1144 and encodes 321 amino acids. NCBI's taxonomy places the organism in Eukaryota, Metazoa, Arthropoda, Insecta, Hymenoptera, Halictidae. Gene Ontology annotation, molecular function: sphingolipid delta-4 desaturase activity.